AGAAAUCAGCAUAAUUUCAGAAGCAUCUACUCGAGUGAACACCGCUUGCACUGUUUUGCUGCUCACCCAGCACUUGCGGAUUCUUUACUCUGAACUUAGACAAAUUUUUACCUUGUCGAGUGGUAGAUUUAACGUUCGAAUCUACCUUUCUUGGAUUUAUACUAUUGCUGAUUUUCAUGCACCUGUUAACUUCACGAAGGUGAAUGCAGAUUUCAAGAUGGUUCCUCAAAACCUACCACCAAAUGGACUUAUAACGAUGCAGUCACAGCAGAUCCCCAACGGCCACGGAUCACCAGGCGGCUCGUCUACCGGUUCGUCGGAAGAGCUUCGCCAGUCAACCCUCGAUAUCGCUGAAGAUAUCUGCCAGACAAACUGGAAGGGGAACAAUGGUCACAUCAAGAGGCCGAUGAAUGCCUUCAUGGUCUGGUCACAAAUUGAGAGAAGACGAAUCAUGGAAACUACCCCUGACAUGCACAACGCUGAAAUCUCCAAGCGGCUGGGCAGGCGAUGGAAGACCCUUGAUGAUGUAGCGAAAGCUCCGUACGUCGAGGAGGCCGAGAGACUACGACUUCUACACAUGGCCGAGUAUCCCGACUACAAAUACCGUCCCCGUAAGAAGUCCAAGCCUACCACGAAGCCAGAAGCUGCCAAAACCACUAGCAGUAAGCCCAAAUCCAGCAAGCCAAAGUCAUCAUCGAAGACAACGAAGAUGAACGGUAUCGUCAUCGACCAGCACCACCCUCACCAGAUCGUGCAAUCGGGCCGCAUCGAGAAAAUCCCCAAACUCAAACUUACCAUCGACAAGAAAUUCAGGGAGAGCAUGAAGGCGAGCAAGAUCGUGGAGCUCGUGCCCAGCCAGCUCACGCCGCCCGCUAAAGUUCCCGCCAGCCCGACUGGCUCCAACACGGACCCUUGCAAUGAGCAAAGCCUAUACGAGGAUUACGCUAACAUCCAGCAAACGUACGAGAUGCAACGGUAUGAAUUUGGUGUGCCCAGUGGAGCUACCUCUACUACGUGUUCAAGUCCAGCUUCGUCGGAUGUGUCGCAGCAAUCAUCCAUGUCUACUAACUCAUCUGUUUCAUCCAUGUCAACCGGUUCAUCGUACUGUGCCCAACCUUCAAUUGAAGAGGUUGUCUUCCCAGGUGGACUUACUGGUUCAGAAUUUAGUAACUUUAAUUUCGGUUCAUUACCCGAUGAUCUUAGCCCGCUGGAUUCGGUCGGGAGCAAUGGAAGUCAUUUUGAGUUUCCAGACUACACCACUCCAGAGGUAAGCGAACUCAUAGACUCAGAUUGGCUGCUUUCAUCCAUGAUUUCAGCAUACAACUAAAGAGCUAAACAUCAUUUAUAUUUUCCUGAACAUUUUGCAAAGGAAAAAAAACUUUAUUCAACAACUCUUGAACAGAUUAUUCCUGCCGAAAGUGAUUUUUUUAAAUGAAGUUUUCACCGAUUUCUUAAGAACAAUCAGGUUUAAAACCCCAUUCCAACCAAUGUUUUGCUACGUGAGUAUUGCUGCAGGAUGGCGAUGCUCGUGCUAAUUUUGCCAACGAUUUCCAUGUGAGUUUUAUUUGUAAUGGACCACUAAAAAUAGAGAAAAGACGUAUGUAUGCCUUACAACCGUAGACUGAACAAUUUUUGCAACAUUCAAUAUGUCGUUCAUGUUGUCAUUUGGAGGAGUUAUACUCCAUGGUUGUAUAUAAUCUUUUACAAGUGAAAAAUGUUACAAAUGUAUUGUAGAAUCGAGGAAUACCGUAGACAUUCAUUAAUGUGUACUUACGUUGAAAGAUACUGCUCGUAUAGUCAUUUUACGCUAUGGAAAAGUGCAUUCAUUUGCUGCAAGUUUUUGAACCUCACGGAGCAAAUUAUUUAUAUGUAAAAAACGAAAAAGCCUUGAACUGCUGUAAAAUCUUGGCACGCGAACAAGUCCCAAGUUUUAUUGCAAUUGAUCUGACCUUUCGCGACCCUCCGUACACAAAACGGGCUAUUCAACCGUGGUGUAUUGUGGGGGCGAGAGCAGCGUUUUAUCAAACAAGCGAGGUAUUCACUCAUUCAAUGUGGUUUUUUGUACAUUGAUUUAAAUAACACGUGCUAAUGUAAUCAAUGGAGUUUGAAAUAUUUCACUUCGAUUCGAAUAAAUGUACUUUUGUUUAAUUCGAAUUUCAUGAGAGCAUCUAUGACAAAAAUUCAGAUUAUUAACGACUAUUUGUUUUCCAUGAAUAUUUGAACAAAUUUGGACUGCACUCUAAUAAUUCCGAGAUUAUACAUUCGUUGUGAAACACCUAUUAUUGAUAUUUAUAUUAUUUAUGCAAAGGAACUGUACAGGUAUAAUAAUAUAUGUUGUACUUUGUGGAGCUAUGUAUGCAUUUGUAUAUCAUAGGCAGUGUGCGUACUAUGUAAUAGAAUAGCUUUAGAUAUGAAAUUCCAGCUUACUUACGUUUGCUCGAUUUUGUUGUUGACAGAAUUCCGAUAGUUCCAAAAUUAUUUUGCAAAGAAUUUGAAAGAGAGAUAUUUGAAAAGGAAAAGAUACUAUUUGAGAGAAAAUAUAGAAAGUUUGAUUUGAGUUAAAAACCUAACAUUAUAUCAGAUUAAUUACACACACGAUGGUUGUGUUAUACUAUUAUGGAAUUGCGUGGGUUUUUAAAUCAAAUUGAAUCAGAUUUUGUAUGAAGAGAAAAGAUUAUUUGGAAAAAAAUCAUAGACUAUUAUUAAACGCUCAUGUACAUUCGUAGAUGUUUUAUAUAUAUAUUUCUUCUGUCUAUUUUGUACAUAGAGAUACUAUCUAACCUAUUUCUAAAAUUCCGUACUCAGCUUUUUUAAAAAUAAAAUAUUUUGUAGAAAAAAAGAGCUUACAGAUUGUCAAGGGAAAAGUUGCUUGCGUAGAAAUACAUAGACAUAGCCUACUCACCCGAGAAGCGUAGCGAAUCGCUUUCCAUAGAUAUAUGCCUUUUAAAGUAAAAUUAGGAUAUAAACUGCCUGAUUAAUAAUUAGCUCGCAAUUGCGGCAAAAUGUUGAGCGGCUCCAU
This is a messenger RNA of Lytechinus variegatus (green sea urchin), 3019 nucleotides long. Its product is annotated as transcription factor SOX-4-like. The transcript has a single exon. Bases 218 to 1327 code for a protein of 369 amino acids. NCBI's taxonomy places the organism in Eukaryota, Metazoa, Echinodermata, Echinoidea, Temnopleuroida, Toxopneustidae. Gene Ontology annotation, biological process: anatomical structure morphogenesis; cell differentiation; regulation of DNA-templated transcription. Gene Ontology annotation, molecular function: DNA-binding transcription factor activity, RNA polymerase II-specific; RNA polymerase II cis-regulatory region sequence-specific DNA binding. The record is from RefSeq and is a predicted model, not a curated record.